AUUAUGAUAUUACUUGCUAUUAUUAAAUUAUGGAUGUUGUUGAAAAAUCAAAUGCAAUUCCAAAUUAUAACAAAGUUUAAUGCUAGCUUUAAUAAAUAAAUAAAUUAAUUAAUUAAGGCAUAAUUAACUAAUUAGGUUGUGAGUAAAGAAUUAAUACAAUCGAAUUUAAUCUUAAAAUAAUUGACCGUUAGGUGAAAAGACAGACUUUUAUUUCUUCUCUUUGCUAAAAAGUAUUCUCCAUUUUCUCAGUCUGGUGGGACCCUUCUUGUGGCUGCCAAAACCUGCCUCUCUGUAACUGUGUGUGUGUUUUAGUGUGUGUACAUAUUGUCUGUCUCUAUAACUAGAAGCAGCCUGUGACUAAUGUGUGUCACUGUGUGUAGUGUGUGAAAAAAAUGGAGAAGAAUGAAAAAGAAAGCUUGAAAACAGUAGUGGAUGAAGAACCUGAGAAAAUCAACUAUAGGGGAAUCAAGGCUAUGCCAUUCAUCAUAGGAAAUGAGACAUUUGAGAAGCUAGGGGCAAUUGGGACAAUAUCAAAUCUGCAGGUGUAUCUAACCACAGUUUUCAACAUGAAGCGCAUUUCUGCGACAACGCUUCUAAAUGUGUUCAACGGCACGACCAAUAUCGCCACCCUCGUCGGCGCUUAUCUUUGCGACACGUACUUUGGCCGUUACAAGACAUUGGGAUUCGCCUCAAUUGCGUCCUUAUUUGGAUUGUUGGCAAUCGCAUUAACAGCAGUUUUCAAGAAUCUCCAUCCACCCCACUGCUCACCGGGCGACACAUGUGUGGGCCCGGAUGUAGGGCAAAUGGCCUUUCUCCUAUUCGGUUUCGCACUUCUGAUAAUCGGAGCGGGUGGGAUAAGGCCGUGUAAUUUAGCAUUUGGUGUCGAUCAGUUCAAUCCGAAAACGGAAUCUGGCAAGAGAGGCAUCGAUAGUUUCUUCAAUUGGUACUAUUUCACCGUCACAUUCGCUCAGAUAGUCUCGUUAACCCUAGUCGUUUACGUCCAAUCCAACGUUAGUUGGUCGAUCGGAUUGGGCCUUCCGGCAAUCUUUAUGUUCUUUUCAUGUUUGAUGUACUUCGUUGGCGCCUACAUGUAUGUGAAGGUGAAGCCGGAGGGCAGCCCCAUCACUAGUCUCAUCCAGGUGGCCGUGGCGGCCACCAAGAAGAGGCGGCUGAAGCUGCCGGAGCAGCCGUGGCUCAGCCUAUUUGAUUAUGCACCGCCCAAGUCUAUCAAUUCUAGACUACCCUACACUGAGCAAUUCAAAUUCUUGGACAAAGCAGCAAUAAUAACACCAGAAGACAAAAUAAACCCGGACGGAUCAUCCUCGAACCCAUGGAACCUCUGCUCCACGCAACAAAUCGAAGACGCGAAAUGCAUACUAAGAGUCAUCCCGGUUUCACUCACCGCCAUUUUCUACCACAUCGGAGCUCAACAACAAUACAUAGUCUUCCAAGCCCUCCAAUCGGACCGCCACCUAGGCAGCACCGGCUUCCAAAUCCCGGCCGCCUCGUACAUUGUCUUCGCCAUGCUCAGCCUCACAAUGUGGGUCCCGCUCUACGACCGAAUCGUAGUCCCUCUCCUCCGUAAAAUCACAAAGAGAGAAGGCGGCAUCACGAUCCGCCAGAGAAUGGGAAUCGGGAUAUUCCUCACGAUAGUGACAUCUCUGGUGGGGGCCGUCGUGGAGGAGCGGAGGAGGUCUCAGGUGGCGCCCGGCUCCUCCGUCUCCUCCAUGUCAGCCAUGUGGCUGGCCCCACAGCUGGCGCUGAGCGGGUUCGCGGAGGCGUUCAACGCGAUUGGGCAGAUCGAGUUCUACUACAAGCAGUUCCCGGAGAAUAUGAGGAGCGUGGGCGGGGCUUUUUACUUUUGCGGGAGUGCCGCAUCGAAUUACGUGUAUAGUUUCUUGAUAUCGGUGGUGCACCGGAUGAGCGAGGGUAACCGGAGCGGGAACUGGCUGCCGGAGGAUCUGAAUAAGGGGAGGUUGGAUUAUUUUUAUUACCUUGUGGCGGUUUUGUGUGCGUUGAAUUUUGGAUAUUUUCUUGUUUGUGCUAGUUGGUAUAGAUAUAAGGGUGAUGGUGAUAGCGGUGUUAGUGGUUUGGAAAUGGAGACCAAGAAACAUGAAAUUCAUUCUGUUUGAAUUUGAUAGAUUGAAAAUUUUCUGAAAUUUUAAAUGUAUUUGUGUGUGUUUCUUUUGUUGUCAAAGUAUGAUUCAGAAAUAGAAAAGGCCAAAGGGUGUUACUUUUAAUUUUG
Molecule: messenger RNA, 2245 nt
Organism: Erythranthe guttata (spotted monkey flower)
Lineage: Eukaryota; Viridiplantae; Streptophyta; Magnoliopsida; Lamiales; Phrymaceae
Product: protein NRT1/ PTR FAMILY 2.11
Biological process (GO): transmembrane transport
Cellular component (GO): membrane
Molecular function (GO): transmembrane transporter activity
Source: RefSeq, a predicted model, not a curated record